CGAACCGAUCUGAACAGUUCCUGCGCGCGGAGCGAUGGGUUCCUCAGCUCGGCGCUCGCGAGGAAACACAGCAUCACCUCCAGCGGGAAGCAGCAGCGCAGCAUCCGAUCGUCAUUAUAGAUAAGCUGCUGGCUGAGAUCUGCUUCACUCACAGUGUAAAAUUACAGUGAGUCACGUGAAGAUGCGCUGUGGACCGGUGGCUUUGCCUCGUCCUUGAGCUCUUCCAGCUUGCGUUUGUGAAACUCCUUCAGCACUAACCGCCGCCGUUCUUCCUCUAUAUCUCUUCUCAUGCUCUCCAUGGCUAAUCUUCUGAGCUGUGUUUUGUUCCUGGCGCUCCGGACGUUCGCUGCCCCGCCGGAGUACAUCCAAGUGUGGCCCGGCGGCUCGACGCAGGCCCCGGGAGAUCUGGGCAACGUUACGGUCGGCCCUUCUUUAGUCCCCCCUCCAGGAACCAGCAAACACGCGCCGCACAGCAUCAUCAUCGGCGUGCGGAAAGGAGGCACCAGAGCGUUGCUGGAAAUGCUGGAUAUCCAUCCCGAAGUAGCAGCGGCGGCCACCGAAGUUCACUUCUUCGACUGGGACGAGAACUACGCCAAAGGCUUCGAAUGGUACCGGGACCAAAUGCCCUAUUCGUACCCAAAUCAGAUCACCGUGGAAAAGACGCCGGGGUACUUCACGUCUCCGGUGGCGCCUGCGCGGAUCCACGCCAUGAACUCUUCCAUCAGACUCUUGCUGAUCCUGAGAGACCCGACGGAGAGAGUCAUAUCGGACUAUACGCAAGUCUUCUUCAACCGCUUGGAGAACCACAAACCCGUACAGGCCAUCGAGAACAUGCUAGUCAAGAACGGCGUGCUAAACACGCGCUACAAAGCCAUCCAGCGCAGUCUUUACGACGUCCACAUGAGGAACUGGCUCCAGCACUUUCCUCUGGAGCAGAUCCACAUUGUGGACGGGGAUACGCUGAUCUACGACCCCUUACCGGAGCUCCAGCGGGUCGAACGCUUCUUGCAUCUGCCGCCACGGAUCGUGGCGUCCAACUUCUAUUUUAACCAAACCAAAGGCUUCUACUGCAUUCGCAGUGACGGCCAUGAGCGAUGCCUGCACGAGUCCAAAGGACGGCCGCAUCCGCCCGUUAACAGCACUGUGCUGCGACAGCUGCGCUCAUAUUUGCGCCAACACAAUCGGAACUUCUAUCGGCUCACUGGACGUACUUUUAACUGGCAGUAGUGGGAGGGGCUGGAAUUAGCCAAUCACAGCCCAGCUGGGGGGCUGAUUGACAGCUGAUGCACUGAACAAACCACUCCCCCAUGGACACAUCUCUUAAAGGGUUAG
Molecule: messenger RNA, 1332 nt
Organism: Sinocyclocheilus grahami
Lineage: Eukaryota; Metazoa; Chordata; Actinopteri; Cypriniformes; Cyprinidae
Product: heparan sulfate glucosamine 3-O-sulfotransferase 1-like
Exons: 3
Coding region: 289-1227 (312 amino acids)
Molecular function (GO): [heparan sulfate]-glucosamine 3-sulfotransferase activity
Source: RefSeq, a predicted model, not a curated record